Molecule: messenger RNA, 2768 nt
Organism: Malurus melanocephalus (red-backed fairy wren)
Lineage: Eukaryota; Metazoa; Chordata; Aves; Passeriformes; Maluridae
Gene: SUPV3L1
Product: Suv3 like RNA helicase
Exons: 15
Coding region: 4-2454 (816 amino acids)
Biological process (GO): RNA catabolic process; mitochondrial RNA 3'-end processing
Cellular component (GO): mitochondrial degradosome
Molecular function (GO): RNA helicase activity; hydrolase activity, acting on acid anhydrides; ATP binding
Source: RefSeq, a predicted model, not a curated record
CGGAUGAGUCGCUGCGCGUGGCCGCUGCUGCGGCGGCUCCCGGCGCGCGCGGGGCUCGCGCUCCGGCAUGGCGGCGGAACCCCCCGCGCGCGCCCCGCCGCCUCCCCAUCCUCGUUCCCAUCGUCGUUCCCAUCAUCGUUCCCAUCAUCGUUCCCAUCAUCGUCCUCAUCGUCGUCCUCCAACGGCGACGGCGGCGCCUCCCGUGCCCUCGACACCUCGCUCUUCGUGCCCGUGCCUCUGAAGCCUGGCCUUGGCGGCGCGGCCUCGGAAGAUGUGGGCGCCGAGCUGACGCGGCCCCUCGACAAGGGUGAAGUACUAAAAAACUUAAACAAGUUCUACAAAAGAAAAGAAAUUCAAAGACUAGGAGCAGAAAAUGGAUUAGAUGCUCGUCUCUUUCACCAAGCAUUUAUAAGCUUUAGGAAGUAUAUCAUGGAAUCCAGUUCUGUGAGUGCUGAUUUGCAUAUUAUUCUCAAUGAUAUAUGCUGUGGUGCAGGUCACGUGGAUGAUCUGUUUCCGUUUUUCCUGAGGCAUGCAAAGCAGAUCUUUCCAAUGCUGGACUGCAUGGAUGAUCUGCGCAAGAUCAGCGAUUUGAGGCUGCCGCCCAACUGGUAUCCAGAUGCCAGGGCUAUUCAGAGAAAGAUAAUAUUCCAUGCUGGUCCUACAAACAGUGGAAAAACGUACCAUGCUAUCCAGAGAUUUUUGUCAGCCAAAUCUGGAAUAUACUGUGGUCCGCUAAAACUUCUGGCUCAUGAGAUCUUCCAAAAGAGUAAUGAUGCUAAUGUGCCGUGUGACCUGGUGACGGGAGAAGAGCGUGUGUAUGCCAAUGAAGAUGCCAGACAAGCUCCUCAUAUUGCUUGUACCAUUGAAAUGUGCAGCACUAAUACACCUUAUGAAGUUGCUGUGAUUGAUGAAAUUCAGAUGAUCAGAGAUCCUGCCAGAGGCUGGGCUUGGACAAGAGCUCUUCUAGGCCUCUGUGCAGAAGAAAUCCAUGUUUGUGGAGAACCUGCUGCUGUUGACUUGGUGACAGAACUCAUGUACACUACAGGGGAGGAAGUUGAAGUCCGAAACUACAAGAGACUGACUCCUCUGACGGUGCUGGAUAAUGCCUUAGAGUCCUUGGAUAACCUCCGUCCUGGGGACUGCAUUGUCUGUUUCAGUAAGAAUGACAUUUACUCUGUCAGCCGACAGAUUGAAGCCAGAGGAUUAGAAUGUGCUGUCAUAUACGGCAGUCUGCCACCAGGAACAAAGCUUGAACAGGCCAAGAAAUUCAACGAUCCUGAUGAUCCAUGCAAAAUUUUAGUUGCUACAGAUGCAAUUGGAAUGGGACUCAAUUUGUGUAUACGAAGAAUAAUUUUUAACUCUAUAGUAAAGCCAACUGUCAAUGAGAAGGGAGAGAAGGAAAUAGACUCCAUUACCACCUCCCAGGCUCUCCAAAUAGCAGGCAGAGCUGGGCGUUUCGGCUCCUCCUUCAAACAGGGAGAAGUCACCACAAUGCAUCGCGAUGACCUCAUGCAGCUGAAGGAAAUUCUGAGUGAGGCUGUGCCCCCUGUGAAGGCAGCUGGCCUACAUCCUACUCCUGAGCAGAUAGAAAUGUUUGCUUACCAUCUUCCUGAUGCCACUCUAUCCAACUUAAUUGAUAUUUUUGUGAGCCUUUCACAAGUCGAUGGGAUGUACUUCGUCUGCAAUAUUGAUGACUUUAAAUUUCUAGCAGAUAUGAUUCAGCACAUUCCACUAAAUCUGCGAUCACGAUAUGUCUUCUGCACUGCACCCUUGAACAGAAAAGAGCCUUUUGUUUGUACUACUUUGUUGAAGUUUGCACGACAGUUCAGUAGAAAUGAGCCUCUGACAUUUGACUGGCUGUGCCGGCACACCAAGUGGCCCUUAGCUGCUCCAAGAAACAUCAAAGAACUUGUACACCUUGAAGCUGUGCAUGAUGUUUUUGACCUCUAUCUGUGGUUAAGUUACCGCUUCAUGGAUAUGUUCCCUGACGCUGCCCUUGUAAGAGAUAUUCAGAAAAAACUAGAUGACAUUAUACAAAUUGGUGUGUGCAACAUCACAAAGCUGAUCCGAGCAACCCAGUCUGCAGCUGCACCUGGUACAGCUGAAGUUGUGUCCGAAGACUUCCCUCUGUCAAGGACUAAGAAGGAUGGCAGGGUGGUUUCAGAUCGUCAAGGUGCAGCCUCCCCAGAGGCGCUGUCCGUGUCAGUGGAGGCUGCAGGACUAAGAAGAGCGAAGAAUUUGCGACCUCGGCCUGGUAGCCGGCGGGAGGAUCUGAAAAGCUAUGGACGUGGAUCCCUUGCCAACAGAUUGCUGCAGGAAGGGCUUCUGACACAGGAAAUGCUGAAACAGCUGGAGAGUGAGUGGCAGGAUCAGCACAGGAAUGGUAGAUCUGGCUUUGGUUCAAAAAGAGGUGAUCAGCAUAGUUCAAAGGAAGUGGGGAAAAAGAGAAAAUAGAACCAUGUCGUAAUUGUGUUUAGUUUUUAUUCAUAAAAUAAAAUACUAUUUUAAUAAUCUCUUUGGCAUCUCAUGUCUACACUGCUGCAGCUCCUUGAUGUUUUUUCUUCUGUGACCAAUAAUGUGAAGCACCCAGAGAAAUGGACUCUUAAAAGUUCAGAGGCCAUUAGUUUGCUUUUACCACUCAGCUGUACACUUUUAAUCAUAGUGUUCAGCAUAAGUGUAUGAUCUAUUGCUAUGUGAAAAUUUGAACAUGGUGUCUUCUUGCAGGAUAUCCUCUCAUCAUCAAUAAACAUUAGAUACUUCACUAGUAA